Penicillium hordei is the source of this 1695-nucleotide messenger RNA. RefSeq lists its product as uncharacterized. Gene Ontology annotation, molecular function: serine-type carboxypeptidase activity. Bases 1 to 1695 code for a protein of 564 amino acids. The record is from RefSeq and is a predicted model, not a curated record. NCBI's taxonomy places the organism in Eukaryota, Fungi, Ascomycota, Eurotiomycetes, Eurotiales, Aspergillaceae. Gene Ontology annotation, cellular component: fungal-type vacuole. Gene Ontology annotation, biological process: proteolysis. The transcript is spliced from 6 exons.
AUGGUGCUGUAUACUAAGCUUUUAUUAGCAGUGCUAGCGCACUCUGCCGCGGCACAAUUCGUGCCUGCGCCCAGUGACUUGAUCACUAAGAAAGGACAUGCCGGUAUCGAUGUGCGAUACAAAGAAGUGCCCGCUGGGAUUUGUGAACAAGAUCCUAAUGUGAAGAGUUAUUCUGGUUACGCCGAUGUUGGUAAAGACGAGCACAUUUUCUGGUGGUUCUUUGAGGCUAGAAACGGAGAUCCUAAAGAGGCACCACUUACGGUCUGGAUCAACGGAGGGCCAGGAUCUUCCUCGAUGAUUGGGCUAUUCCAGGAAUUGGGGCCCUGCGGAGUUGACCAAGACGGUAAUGCAUUCAAUAACCCGUAUUCCUGGAGCAAUGUCAGCAAUAUGCUGUUUGUGGACCAGCCUGCCACAGUCGGAUUAUCCUACACAGCCCCCAUUCCAGCUUACCAGGAUAGCGAUGGAAAUGUCAUUCAGUUGCCCAGCGAGGAGUGCCCCGAUUACGCCCAGGAACUUGGAACAUGUGGUACAUACUCCAAACCGGACAUUGCCCUGGUCCCCAAUACAACUGCAAAUGCGGCUCCGAAUAUGUGGAAGACACUACAAGGCUUCAUGGGAGCUUUCCCACAGUACUCGCGGAAUGGCUUCAACUUCGCCACUGAGAGUUACGGAGGACACUACGGCCCAGUGUUCAACGAGUACUUUGUUAAACAGAACGCCAAGAAGCCCCACGGCUCGAUUAAGAUCGAUCUUGAGAACGUCCUGAUUGGAAAUGGCUGGUUCGAUCCCCUCAUUCAAUAUCAGGCAUACUACAACUUCUCCAUUUUCCCCGGAAACACAUACGACUUCAACCCAUACAACGAGUCUGUCCAGGCUGAAUGGUACAACAACCUUUAUGGAGCAGGAAACUGCGUUGAUCAGACUCUGGAAUGUUACGCGACCGGUCGUAAUGACAUUUGCUCUACGGCAGACAAAUUCUGUGCUUCGAAGGUCGAGUCGCUAUUUGACACAUACUCUGGGCGCGACGAGUAUGAUAUGCGAGAGUUGACACCCGAUCCGUUCCCAUACGAAUUCUACGUCGAUUACCUCAACAGCCCUAAGGUUCAAACUGCUAUUGGAGCGUACCAGAACUUCUCAGAGUCUUCCGGGACUGUGAGUAAUGCCUUUGGAAGCACAGGUGACGACGACCGUGAGUCCGGAACAAUUGAGAGUGUGAAGAAGUUGCUCGAAGCUGGGAUACAGGUUUUGCUGUAUUUCGGAGACGCCGACUUUAACUGCAAUUGGCUUGGUGGACAAGUUAUCGCCGAAGAGAUCAAUGCCAAAGGUUACGAGCACGCAGGCUUUGUGAACAUCACCACUUCGGAUGGCGUUGUUCACGGACAAGUUCGUCAAAGUGACUUGUUCAGCUUUGUGCGAAUUUACGAGUCCGGUCACGAAGUACCUUUCUACCAGCCCUUGGCUGCGUUGGAGAUGUUCGAGAGAGUGGUUACGAGAAAGGAUAUUGCGACAGGCAAGAAACACUUGAAGCCACAAGGUGGUUACAGAACCCAUGGAACACCAACAAGCGACUACCGCGAGGGUAACAGUACCGUGGUUCUGGAAGUGCUUGAUAGCAGUGCGACCUACAACACAACUCUCAAUGGACCAAACCCAUCUAGCUCGGCGUCGAUCAGACUACGCAGACGUGACCACUGA